Molecule: messenger RNA, 498 nt
Organism: Dovyalis caffra
Lineage: Eukaryota; Viridiplantae; Streptophyta; Magnoliopsida; Malpighiales; Salicaceae
Source: the annotation of a GenBank genome assembly
AUGGCAAGGAUAAAGGUUCACGAGUUGAGGGAAAAGUCAAAGACAGAGCUGCUGGCCCAGUUGAAGGAGCUUAAAGCAGAGCUCGCUCUGCUGCGUGUUGCCAAGGUUACUGGCGGUGCUCCUAACAAGCUCUCCAAGAUAAAGGUGGUAAGGUUGUCAAUAGCGCAGGUGUUGACUGUGAUAUCACAGAAACAGAAAGCCGCGCUUAGGGAAGCUUACAAGAACAAGAAGUUUCUGCCUCUUGAUCUCCGUCCCAAGAAAACCCGUGCCAUUCGCAGACGUCUUACUAAACACCAGCUAGCAGUGCCUGGAAAUGCUUUUUGUAAACUUUUAGAAAUAGAUGUGAGUGCUAUUGAGGGGCGGGACUUGAUAUUGAUACCCGCAUCUUUGAAGACAGAACGUGAGAAGAAAAGGGAGAUGUAUUUCCCAAUGAGAAAGUAUGCAAUCAAAGUUGAUAAAGUUGCCGUCACAAUUGCUGCGAUGCAAACUAGGAGGUAA